AUGAAGAAGCUGAAAGAAAAAGAGAACGAAGAGAACCAGGAGCCCAAGAAAGUAGAAAAGCAGAACUUGGCUGAGAAGAAGUCAAAUCUUGAGGAGGAGUUAAAAAAGAGAAAUGAGGAUCAGAGAAGCAUUGAUCAGCAGAUUGAAGCAUUAAUGAAGAUGUCAGAGGAACUGAAAGAGCAGGAAAAACGUCUCACUGAUCAAAGAGAAGAGGCAGAGAAAAUGGCUGAAGAGAUCGACAAGAAGCUUAAGGCAGUUGUUGGUGAAGUGGAAAACCAGAAGUUUACCAAGACAGAAAGGAAAGCACAAGGAUACUUAAAACUGAAAGAAAUCAUGACAGAGAGCAAUGACAGACUGGAUAAGACAAAGAUGGUUCACAUGCCAGGACGGUUGUCUUUAAACUCCGUGUUCAAAGAAGUUCUGUUUGGCAAAGUCAUGUUUGGAUUCCUUCUCCUCGUAAACACCUGCAAAGGUCAGUCCCUGGAGACAAACCAGCCUCAGCUGGUGACAGCAAUGGUCGGUGAAGACGUUGUUUUACCGUGUCACCUGGGAGUUGCUGUGAACGUUGAUGAUUUGGUGCUGGAAUGGGGGAGACUGGACCUCAACCCCAGAUUGGUGUAUGUGUGGUUUGAAGGAAGUGAAUAUACAGAUGACCAAAACACGGCCUACAGGGGAAGAACGUCACUGUUCACAGACAGACUGAGAGAUGGAGAUGUUUCACUGAGACUCACGGGUGUAAGACACUCUGACAACGCAAGAUUUAGGUGCUACGAUCCAAAAGGGAUGAAAGAAUAUUUUAUUAACCUUCUAGUUGGGUCUGUCUCCUCACCUACUAUCAGUUUAGCAGGACGUGAUGGAAGCAUCUCUGGAGUGAUGCUGGACUGCAGCUCUGCUGGCUGGUUUCCAGAACCUGAAAUGUUCUGGCUGGACGGGGAGGGAAGCAUCAUGUCUGCUGGAGCUGCAGACAAAACCAGAAGUCCUGAUGGUCUCUACACUGUCAGCAGCAGAGUGACUGUGGAGAAGAGACACAACAACAACAUUACCUGCAGAGUCCAGCAGAAGGACAUCAACCAGACCAGAGAGACACACUUUUAUGUCCAAGAUGGUUCCUUCGUUCCUCAGCCUGACUGCAGUGUUUCUGUCAGUUUUACUGUGAUUCUGGCCUUCAUGGUUCCUCUUGGAGCUGCUGCUUUCUGCUGGAAAUGGAGACAAACUAAAACCUUGAUGAAGAAGCUAAAAGAAAAAGAGAACGGAGAGAAUCAGCAGCUCUUGAAAGUAGAAAUGCAGAAUUUGGCUGAGAAAAAGUCAAACCUUGAAGAGGAGAUAAAAAAGAGAGAUGAGGAUCAGAGAAGCAUUGAUCAGCAGAUUGAAGCAUUAAUGAUGAUGUCAGUAGAACUGAAGAAGCAGGAAAAACGUCUCACUGAUCAAAGAGAGGAGGCAGAGAAAAUGGCUGAAGAGAACGACAGGAAGCUUAAUAAAGUUGUUGAUGAAGUAGAAAACCAGAAGGUGAACAGGACAGAAAAGAAAGCACAAGGAUACUUAAAACUGAAAGAAAUCAUAACAGAGGGCAAUGACAGACUGGAUAAGACGAAGAACAGUCAUCAAGAGAUGGAACUGAUGACACAGAAACUAAUGAGUAGAAUUUCUGAUGAGGUCACCAAGCUGCAGGAGAGAAAACAGGAACUAGAGAAACAUGUAGAGAUAUUAUUAAAACAGCUGAAAGAAAUGGAGACACAGAUGUGA
Fundulus heteroclitus (mummichog) is the source of this 1743-nucleotide messenger RNA. RefSeq names its product butyrophilin subfamily 3 member A2-like. Lineage: Eukaryota; Metazoa; Chordata; Actinopteri; Cyprinodontiformes; Fundulidae. The coding region runs from base 1 to 1743 and encodes 580 amino acids. The record is from RefSeq and is a predicted model, not a curated record. The transcript has 6 exons.